GCAGCACGCUUGGCGCAGGCGCACAGGAGCCGCGGCCCGCCCAGGUGGGCGCGUGAGCCGCUCCCUGAUCUCUGCCGAGGCACUGUGUUCCAGCGGGAGCUCGUUGCAGGCGGUGAGGGCCCGCCUCCCAGCCGGGCAGGAGGCGUGGGCAUGGAACUGGCCGCCGUCGCCAUGCCCCGGGCCCGCGCCGCUGCCUAGGGCGACCCGAGGGACGCUGCCUAGGGCGCGGCUCCGGGGACCCGUGCGGCCUAUCACGGCCCGGCGCUGCGCGGAUGGCCCUGCUCCUGCGGCCCGUGCUCGCCGUCCUUCUCCUCCUGACCGCCGCUUUCAGGUGCCAGGAGCAGGCCCAGACCACCGACUGGAGAGCCUCCCUGAAGACCAUCCGGAACGGCGUUCACAAGAUAGACACGUACCUGAACGCCGCCUUGGACCUCCUGGGAGGCGAGGACGGGCUCUGCCAGUAUAAGUGCAAUGACGGAUCUAAGCCUUUUCCACGUUACGGAUAUAAAGCCUCCCCGCCGAAUGGAUGUGGCUCCCCACUGUUUGGUGUUCAUCUUAACAUUGGCAUCCCUUCCUUGACAAAGUGCUGCAACCAACACGACAGGUGCUAUGAGACCUGCGGCAAAAGCAAAAACGACUGUGAUGAGGAGUUUCAAUAUUGCCUCUCCAAGAUUUGCCGAGAUGUGCAGAAAACACUAGGGCUAGCUCAGCAUGUGCAGGUCUCAUAUUAUAGGUGUUAUUCUGAAAUUCUAGUAGUAACUAGGAAGUAAUAACAAGGAGGAAAUCUCUGCUCCAGGUGAAGCUUGAACUCAAAACCUCUGAAUCCCUUUGAACGCUUUUGGCUAAGGUAAACUAGUUGUCCAGGUGAAGCACAGAUAGAUGUGUGUCCUGUUUUCUGACCUAAGGAUAUGCUAAUGUUGUUAGCAAUUUCCUUGCAGUCUCCUAUUUAGUAAUCAUAACCUUUACACUUCUGUGGUUGGUUGUAUUCCUUAAUGGCACAGCCUUUUGGAAAACUUUGAAAAUGCCAAGAUUUUGUAAUGAAAAGUUUCUUUCUUAACAUGAAUAUUGGAAAUUAGAAGUAUUUGGAUAACUAAAAGCCACUCUGUGCCGUAUCUCUGUAAGUAUAGUAUAUUAAGAUAAUCUUACCUGAGUGUUCCAGGUUUCUUAGAAUAAGAAAAGUUAAAUCUGUUAUCUUUUUUAUCGUCUUUCAAAAAUAUUAAGAAACCCCACCAGAGGAAAAACACCUUGGAUUCCUGUUUCUCCCCUCCCAAACCAAAUUUGGAUAUUGGUCAAAGAAAGAGACUGGAGUCCAUUUAAUACUUUAAGCAUCUUAAAUUAUGUGUGAUCGUUAAAAGCUGUUGACUAUAAUUAAAUGUUUUGAGGUUUCUCUAUUUUUAACCUUAAUUUUUUUCUGCACCUAGAAGUCCUUCCUUAAAGUGCAAACUUAAGAGUGUUAUCAGGCAUCUCUAUGAGUGAUAUUUUUCAUAUAAAAGGAAAAUUAACAGUGAUGAACUGAUCAGUGCUAUUGAGGGAGACUCACUGUCUAGUACAGAAAGUUGGUUUGAAUAGUUGCAUGCAAAGAAAAAGUAGUUACAGGUAGAGAGGCUGAAAGGGAAAGUCUUUGUAUAUAUAUGUUACCAGUUUGCGAGGGUUGGGAAGACUUUCACCUAAAAUAGGUGUAAGUGCCCACUAAGGCUGUGCCUGACAUUGUGCUGAAACAUGUAAUAUACGUGAAGAGAGAGUGAUGCUUUGCAGUUGCCUAACAGUAACGGCACUUUCUUACUUUGCAGCAUGUGAAUCCACCGUGGAGCUCUUGUUUGACAGUGUUAUACAUUUAGGCUGUAAGCCGUACCUGGACAGCCAACGAGCUGCAUGUACGUGUCGCUACGAAGAAAAAACUGAUCUUUAAAGAAGAUGCUGACAGGUGGUGACAGCAGAUGAGGACAGAAGAGCAUAACCUUUGACGAAGAGCUAAUGUUUUCACAGCAUAAAGCUGCCUUAUUUUUGUGAAAGGAUUAUUUUAAGACCUUAUUUUGACAUUAAAACUUCAAACUAAAGAAACAAAUGCAGGUUAUCUUCCUGGAUGUUGCUGCCUUAGUGUGCCAUAUUGUCUUGACAAUCACAGGAAGAGGUGCAUGUUAAGGGAGAAUUUUUUAAAAGAAAGAGUCUAGCUCAGUUUUCACAACUAUAU
Molecule: messenger RNA, 2191 nt
Organism: Lagenorhynchus albirostris (white-beaked dolphin)
Lineage: Eukaryota; Metazoa; Chordata; Mammalia; Artiodactyla; Delphinidae
Gene: PLA2G12A
Product: phospholipase A2 group XIIA
Exons: 4
Coding region: 273-770 (165 amino acids)
Biological process (GO): lipid catabolic process; phospholipid metabolic process; arachidonate secretion
Cellular component (GO): extracellular region
Molecular function (GO): A2-type glycerophospholipase activity; calcium ion binding
Source: RefSeq, a predicted model, not a curated record